Effrenium voratum is the source of this 1209-nucleotide messenger RNA. Lineage: Eukaryota; Dinophyceae; Suessiales; Symbiodiniaceae. The record is from the annotation of a GenBank genome assembly.
AUGAAACAGACCCGCCGUACCUUUAUCGCCACCGGUGCCGCCGCGACCGCCGCGCUGGGCAUGCCGACCAUCCUGCGCGCGCAGCCGUCCGAAUAUGUCAUCGGCGCCUCGCUGCCGCUGACCGGCCCGUUCGCCACCGCGGGCCAACUGGUCGCGCCGGCCUUCACCCUCGCCCAGAAGCUGAUCAAUGAUGAGGGCGGCAUCGGCGGCACGCCGAUCCGCUUCGUCACCGAGGAUUCGGGCUAUAUCCCGCAAAACGCGCUGGCCAACUAUCAGCGCGCGCUCGCAACAGAAGGCGAUGCGCUGGUCGCCUAUUUCGGCGACUCGACCGGCUUCAUGAAACUGGUCGCGCCCGAACUGACCGGCGACCAGGCCCGGCUGAUGGGCUCGACCUCGUUUGCCUCCGAACUCGCCAACCCGGCCACCAACCCCUACCAGUACCUCGCCGGGCCGUCCUAUCAGGACCAGUUCGACAUCCUGUUGCAGAACAUCAAGGAUGCCGGUGGCUCGAACGUCGCCUUCAUCUUCUCGAACACCGAGUUCGGCCGCGAUCCGAUCGAGCAUGGCAAGAUGCGCGCCGAGGAACUGGGCAUCGAAGUGGUUCUGGAAGAAUCGACCAAGCCGCAGGGCGCGGACAUUCCGACCCAUGUGACCAAGCUGGCCCAGUCGGGCGCCGAAUAUGCGAUCCUUCAGGGCUAUGUGACCGGCGUCUGGCCGCAACUGAUCGGCGGCGCCCGCCAGUUCGGCCUGCCCACCCAGUUCAUGGGAACCUUCUGGGGCAUGGAAAAGCUGAUCGCCGACCGCGUGACCGCCGAGGCCGGCCCGUUCCUCGAUGGCUAUCAGGGCGUCAUGCCCUAUCGCUAUUUCUACGACCGCGAGGACGCGCCGCGUUACCAGCUGUUCGCCGAAGCCGCCAAGGAGAUGUUCGCCGGCACGCCGCUCGAAAACUACAUGUCGACCUGGACGCUGCAGACCAUGUGCGCGCUCGAAAUCGCCAUAAAGGCGCUGCGCGACACGGUCGAAGGCGGCAAGGAACCGACGCCGGACAACCUCGCCGAGGCCCUGUCGGGGAUCACCGAUUGGGAUACGGGCGGUUUCUUCGGCGGCCCCGUAUCGAUGGUCGACAACAAGAUCGGCACCGGCCGGGUGUACCAGUAUUCGACGGAGUCGGGCCUGUUCACGCCGACAUCCGACUGGUUCACGGUCUGA